Molecule: messenger RNA, 882 nt
Organism: Malus domestica (apple)
Lineage: Eukaryota; Viridiplantae; Streptophyta; Magnoliopsida; Rosales; Rosaceae
Source: RefSeq, a predicted model, not a curated record
UUCACAUUCUAAUAUGAUAUUAGAGUGAGUGUGUUUAUUUUUCUAUUCAAUGAUAUGGCAUUUAUACGGACAAGAAAUUGAACCCUCGAAAAAACAAUAAAAAAAUAAAUUCUAAUGACUGUAGUAAUCCAAAAUUUUGUAAAUUCCUAAGUUAUGCCUUGAAGUAUCCCCUAAUAAGAUCCAACCUUUUUUGUCUUCCAAAGGUAUACAUUCCAAGACCAUAUAUUGUUUCAUGACAUAUUCCUUCAUGAACAGCUCUGCUUUCAUUGGAAAUACUGUUCCUACAACCAAGUUGUCUGUCAGGAAACACACAGAAAAGCAUGGCAUCUGAGGCCAGAACUGCGAAAUGGCGCGGAUCAGUGGGGGGCAUUGUUGAAGCUCCUAUAGACAAAGUGUGGAGCAUGGUUUCUCAAACCAAAAGACUAGCCGAAUGGAUGCCGAUGGUUGAGCGCUGCACUGAUCUAGCUGGAGAGGAAGGCGUUCCAGGAUAUGUUCGGUUAGUCUCGGGCUUCAUGUUCCCUCAAGACGAUGGAGACAGGUCAUGGAUCAAAGAGAAGUUGGUGUCCAUGGACUCAUCACAACAUAGUUAUGCGUACAAACUGGAAGCAAGCAACGUAGGGUUGGAUGGGUCUGUAAAUUCACUGAAGCUUGUAGAUUAUGGGGAUGAGUCAACCCUAGUUGACUGGUCAUUUGAGGUCAACCCCGUUGAAGGUGCACGUGAGGACAGCACUGUAGAUUAUCUAGGGUUUCUGUUUAAGUCUUGCAUUAAUAGGAUUGAAGCUGCUUUAGAAGCAGCAUCCAAGAAAGUUUGAGUAGAAUGUUAUUGUACAUGUUUUUGUUUAAGUAAAUAAAAAAUAAAACUCAACUUUCUGUUUUUUUUUC